AAUGUCAACGCUCUCUCAUAUCUGACACCUCUCUCUCUCUCUUUAUCUCUUUCUCUUCGUAUAUAACAUCAUCAACACCAUUUUAUCAACACACACACCUAACUCUACCCCGUACGUCAAACUGUACCCCUAUUCAUUCACCUUGACAUAACAUAUAUCAAAAUCCAGACCCAGAAAAGUGAUAAACACAGAAAGAAAUUAAGAAGACACAACAGUACACACCAUGAAGCUCGUUUGGUCUCCCGAAGAUGCCUUGAAAGCUUACAUAGACACAGUUAAAUCAUGUGAGAAAUUGAAGGAAACCGGGGUAGCUGAGUUGCUAUCAGCCAUGGCAGCAGGGUGGAACACAAAGUUCAUAGUGGAGUCAUGGUCCUACGGCGGCGCCAUAGCCGCGAGCGUAGGCCUAGCAGUUGCAGCUCGCAACACGGGUGCAAGGCACGUGUGCAUAGUCCCGGACGAGCGUUCAAGGUUGCAGUACACGAAGGCCCUGGCGGAGGCGGGGGUGUCGGCGCCGGCGGAGGUGGUGGCCGGGGAGGCGGAGGCGGCGGUGGCGCGGCUCUCGGGGCUGGACUUCCUGGUGGUGGACUGCAGGCGGAGGGAGUUCGCUAGGGUUCUGAGGGUGGCAAAGGUGAGUCCAAGAGGUGCUGUUUUGGCAUGCAAGAAUGCAUGGCACAGAAACUCUUGUGGCGGCUUCAGAUGGAGCGUGGUUCUCCAAAGGGGUGUGCGUGUGGUUAGGUCGGUUUUCCUCCCUGUUGGCAAGGGUUUGGAUAUUGCAUACAUAGGAAGUGGUAGUAGAACUCUUCCACCACCACCAACUUCUUCGAAGGCUCCUAGCCGAUGGAUCAAGCACAUAGAUCAACAAUCUGGAGAAGAACACCUUUUCCGAGAGUCAUGAUCUAUUUUGUUCUUAACUCUUAAAGUUUGAACAUAAAUAAACUAGUUAUCUAUCUAUCUACCUUGUUAUGACUUUUGGUCUCAUCAUGGGUUUAGCUAGUUUGAACGAUUUGAAUAAUCGAUUAAUUAGUUUUUUUGCAGUAUUUUUAAUGAGAUUAUCAAAUUCCUAAGGGGGUUUGGGACUUUGAGGAUA
Messenger RNA from Cajanus cajan (pigeon pea), 1087 nucleotides. RefSeq lists its product as uncharacterized. The record is from RefSeq and is a predicted model, not a curated record. NCBI's taxonomy places the organism in Eukaryota, Viridiplantae, Streptophyta, Magnoliopsida, Fabales, Fabaceae.